This is a messenger RNA of Ixodes scapularis (black-legged tick), 597 nucleotides long. Its product is annotated as neurocalcin homolog. The coding region runs from base 1 to 597 and encodes 198 amino acids. NCBI's taxonomy places the organism in Eukaryota, Metazoa, Arthropoda, Arachnida, Ixodida, Ixodidae. The transcript has a single exon. Gene Ontology annotation, molecular function: calcium ion binding. The record is from RefSeq and is a predicted model, not a curated record.
AUGGGCAAGAAUCAGAGCAAACUGAGCCCCAAGCUAGUAGAAAACCUCCGCAAUGAGACGUACUUUACUGAAUCCGAGAUCAAACAGUGGUACGAAGACUUCGUCAAAGAGUUUCCUAGCGGGCGAGUAACGCAAAGGCAGUUCAAGGAAGCUUUCCGCCGGCAGUUCGCAAACGGGGACCCCAAUAAACUGGCCGAGCACGUGUUCCGCACCUUUGACACUGACCAGGACGGCAGCAUCGACUUCCGCGAGUUCAUGUGCUAUCUGAGCGUGACCUCCCGCGGCACGCCGGAGCAGAAGCUCACCUGGGCCUUUUCCAUGUUCGACGUGGACGUAGACGGCUUCGUGCAGAAGGACGAGAUGACCAAGUUGAUAGGAGCCAUCUACAAGGCUUUCGGGUACGAGCCGUCGGGCUCCCCGCAGGACGAGGCUAGGACGCCCGAGAGAGAGACGGAGAGGCUGUUCCAGCUCAUGGACAAGAACAAGGACGGAAAGCUGUCACUCGAGGAGUUCCUGGAGGGUGCCAAGAAGGAACCCUUUAUUGCCGCUCUUCUGAAUAGAGAAGUUAAGGCACCUCCUCUAGAGAAAAAGAAAUGA